Molecule: messenger RNA, 1452 nt
Organism: Chrysemys picta bellii (western painted turtle)
Lineage: Eukaryota; Metazoa; Chordata; Testudines; Emydidae
Source: RefSeq, a predicted model, not a curated record
AUGGCUACUGCCCCGGCUGCUGUCGAGGGGGAACCAGUACAGGCGGGUGGGGACUUUGCCUCUAUUUUUGCUGAGAUCGAGGCCUUGGGCUUGACCCCAACCACUGAGGGAGUGGAUGCCCCCCUGUUAGAAGGCCUUGGACAUCAUCCUUACUAUGUCAGGCGGUUGGCACUAGAAGAAGACAGUGAAAUUCUGUUGAGACCAAAUCCCAAGGGCACUUCUGAGGAAUAUAAAGUAGGCUUAUUCGUAAGACCUGUUGAGUUGCCAUACAUAAACAAAGCAGACUACCAGGGCCAUUGUCUGCAGAUGGCGUCUUACACUUUUGUCACAAGAAUGUCACAAGAUGUUCCGGUGAACACCAUUGUUCAGGUGGCUUGUAAGCGUUGGGAUAAAAUUCCACCAAUUGAGGGGUGGAGGCAGCCCAGAGGCAGCCCUCCUAUUACAUGGGUUCAUCAAGUCUAUUCUGAUGUUAGACUCUCGGGCCGUGAAGCCCUUGCAACUGCACCGAUGGAGCCUAUGACUGGAAUAGAGAAGGAAAACCAGUCCAGGAUACAGGAAUUUAUCCUCCUGGGAUUCCCCGGCAGUCAAUAUUUGCAGAUAUCUCUCUUUGUGGUGUUUAGCAUGAUAUACAUCCUGACAGUUGCAGGAAAUGUUGCCAUCAUAGUUCUAGUGAAGGCCCACCAUCAUCUCCACACCCCCAUGUACUUCUUACUUUGCAACCUCUCCUUCCUGGAGAUAUGGUACACCACAGCCUGUGUCCCCAAGACAAUUGCAAUCUUCCUGGGGAAAAGCAGAACCAUCCCCUUUGGUAGCUGCAUCCUGCAGAUGUACUUCAUUUUCUCCCUGGGUUGCACAGAGUAUUUCCUUUUGUCUGCCAUGGCCUAUGACCGCUAUCUGGCCAUUUGCUACCCAUUGCACUAUAGAACCAUCAUGAACAGCACCAAGUCUGCUCAGCUGGCCCUUGGUUCUUGGAUGUCUGGUUUUCUGGCUAUUUCUAUCCCAGCAUCUCUGAUAGCCAGGUUAUUUUUCUGCAGCUCUAACGUCAUCAAUCAUUUCUUCUGUAGCAUAGAUUCCUUGAUCAUUCUCUCCUGCACAAACACCUCGGUGAUUGAGAUGACAGCUUUCCUCAUCUCGAUCAUUGUCAUCCUAGGAUCAUGUUCCAUAACGCUGGUCUCCUACAUUUACAUAAUCUCCACUGUACUGAGGAUCCCCUCGGCUCAAGGCCGGCAAAAGGCCUUUUCUACUUGCUCGGCCCAUCUUAUUGUUGUGACUAUCUGGUACAGCGCCACCAUCUUCCUCUAUGUCCGGCCUUCCAAACAGAGCUCCUUGGAAAUGAACAAGAUUGUCAACACUUUGAACACUAUUGUCACUCCGUUGUUAAACCCUUUCAUUUACACUCUGAGAAAUAAAGAGGUGAAGGAUGCUUUAUGGAAGGUAUUCGGUUGGACAUAA